ACUCCGCCAGUAAUUUAUCAAAGAUGGCAGAACUAUCAAGUGACAGAUACAAAUGUCACAGUGUGUUAUAUUUUUAUACGUGAAUCCGGUGGUAUAUUACGUAGACAGCAGCUGAAGAUGAUAAAAAAUUGACGUAAAUAAUAAAACAAUUGCAAUAAAUAUAUUUAAAUAAUGACACCAACACGCGUAAUAUUGAUGUCAUGUGGGAGUUACAAUCCACCAACGAACAUGCACUUGCGAAUGUUUGAAAUAGCACGAGAUCAUUUGCAUCGGAUGGGAACUCAUAUAGUUGUGGGUGGUGUCAUGUCCCCAGUUCAUGACAGUUAUGGUAAAAAAGAUCUAGUUGUUGCUGAACAUCGAUGUGAAAUGCUCAGAUUAGCGUUGAAAAGUAGCGACUGGAUACGUGUCAGUACCUGGGAAACACGUGAAAAUUGUUGGACCAGAACCAGGGCCAGUCUUAAACAUCAUCAGAAUUUAUUGAACUCCGUGUUACAAGACUCCGAUGGCAGCAUAAAGAAUCAUAUUGACAGUCAGGAUCUUGAAUGGAUACCAGAAAAUAUUCGCAAUGGACAAGACAGGUCUCCAAUUAAAAUAAAAUUACUCUGCGGUGCUGAUUUACUUGAGAGUUUCGGGAAACCCGGUCUUUGGGCUGAUGAAGAUAUUGAUGCUAUCGUUGGUCAGCACGGGUUAGUUGUAAUCACCAGAGAAGGAUCUAAUCCAAAUAAAUUUAUAUAUGACUCAGAUCUUCUUUCUAAAUACAUGCACAAUAUUCACAUUGUAACCGAGUGGAUAAACAACGAAGUGAGUUCGACAAAACUAAGACGUGCUUUGAAACGCGGAGAAAGUAUUAAAUACUUAACUCAAGAUCCUGUUAUCGAUUACAUCUACAAUUGGGGUCUAUACGACGUAGUUACAACAACAAUUAAGUUGACAUUGUCUACGACUGACAGCAACAAUUAUUUGCACAUUGAUGAUAAAUACGGAGGUGCUUUUUUGACACCUUCACCAAGCGAUGUUACAAUGGCGAGUCCAAGUCCAGUGGAAAUAAUCUCGAUAGAUCUUACAGAAUCUGUGAUAAAAAAAAAUAUUAUUAAUUCACCUGCUAAACAAUUAACUUCCGUUAAUUCAAAUGACACUGAAUGUAUGCGAGAAAAAUUUAUAAAUAUUAUUACUGAGAAUGGUAAUAAUAAAGUAAAUAAUAGCAAUGGUGGUACUGCUACUGGUGCUGGUGCUGUUAAAUUUUCGUAUCCGGGUUUAGCGAAGCAGAUUAUUACCACUGAGACUGGAGAAUCGCAACUAUUUCGGGAGGGAGCAACAAGACCUGCAUGCCUACUGUAAGACAGAUAGUUAACCGUCUUGUUGCUGCUGAUCUCGUUGGAUGUGGCUGCUGUCUUCUUGCUGAUAAAAAUAAUAAAUCUUACGCUAUUGAUAAUUGUAGUGGCAUAUCUUGCAUUAAUUAUAAACCUGUCAAUACUAAUAACACUGACAGAAACAACAACAACAAUAACAACAACAACUACAAUAGUAACCGAGAGAUGUGUCUAAAUAAUAUGGACAAUACUUCAAUUUUAGUAAAGAACUGCAGUCGCAAUACGUAGCGGUUAGUGUUAAUUUAUUUAAUUAAUUAACUAACUAACAGGUUAAUUAAUUAAUUGAUUAAGGGCAUUCUCAGACAGUGCCCGCCAUUUUUUAAAAAUUUUCAAUGGAUCAACUGUCAAAAUUUUAUCAAUUAAUUAAAAAAAAAUUAAAGCAUUAAUUGAAAAACGGACGAUUUUGCUGAGAUAGAGAGUAAAAAAAAAUUACGGACUGUUGAUAUCAAUUCGGAGUUAAACGAAAUUCGAAAAAUAAAUUUCGGUAAAAUCUUCAUAUUAAUUUUGUAGGGUAAAAUUUAUUCAAAAAAUUUCGUUUGACUCUUAAUUGAUGACAAUUGUACGUAAUUUUUUUUUAAUUAAUUAAUAAAAUUUUAAUACGGUUAUGACAGUUGAGUAAUUGCAAAUUUUUACAAAGUGGGGGACAGUGCCCUUAAAAUUUUUAGUGACAAAAUUUAAUUAUUUUAUCAAAAUAAAUUUUAGUAUAAUUUUUUUUUUUUUAAAUAAAAAAUAUGUUACGCUGCAUCCACUCGAUUAAGACUGAAUGCACAUUUAUAGAUUUAUUAAUCUUAUAAAUUACAAUUAUUGCUUGUUAUUUAUUUAUUUAAUAAUUAGUAUUUAUUUUUAGAUUUAUCAAAAUUAUACUGUUAUCUAAUUUAAUUUAUUUAUUACAUCACCGGCAAGUAUUGCGGAAGCAAUUUAUUUUUUUAUAAAACAAUGUAUUAUAGAAAAAUUAUCAUAUAUAUAUUAUAUAUAUAUUUUAUUUUGUAAAUUAAUAUUUUAAGUAAAUAAUAAAAAUUUAAUUGUACAUAGAGUUAAUUACGGUGCACUAAAAUAUAAAGAAGAAAUAGUUUAUGAGCAAGAGGAUUUUAUUUUCUUUGCGACUGAAGUCUUUUACAAUUUCACCGAUACAAUAAUGAAAAAAAAAUUUAAUAAAAUUACUGGAGAAUAGUCAGUUGUUAAAAUAAAAAAUGAAUUAUCGUGUAUUACUAUUUUAUUUUUAUCGUGAUGCGCAGCCAAAGUAGCAUUUAACUGAUAUGUCAUUACACGUGAUUAGAAUAAUUACUAUUUAAAUAAACUAAAUAUGUAUAUGAUGAAUUGUAUAAAUAGAUAAUAAUAAUAAUAAUUAAUUAAUUGAGUAUAA
Molecule: messenger RNA, 2733 nt
Organism: Microplitis mediator
Lineage: Eukaryota; Metazoa; Arthropoda; Insecta; Hymenoptera; Braconidae
Gene: Nmnat
Product: nicotinamide/nicotinic acid mononucleotide adenylyltransferase 1
Exons: 6
Coding region: 172-1338 (388 amino acids)
Biological process (GO): NAD+ biosynthetic process
Molecular function (GO): nicotinate-nucleotide adenylyltransferase activity; nicotinamide-nucleotide adenylyltransferase activity
Source: RefSeq, a predicted model, not a curated record